Messenger RNA from Actinia tenebrosa (Australian red waratah sea anemone), 340 nucleotides. RefSeq names its product inositol hexakisphosphate and diphosphoinositol-pentakisphosphate kinase 2. Gene Ontology annotation, biological process: inositol phosphate biosynthetic process; inositol metabolic process. Lineage: Eukaryota; Metazoa; Cnidaria; Anthozoa; Actiniaria; Actiniidae. Gene Ontology annotation, cellular component: cytosol. The record is from RefSeq and is a predicted model, not a curated record. Gene Ontology annotation, molecular function: 5-diphosphoinositol pentakisphosphate 1-kinase activity; inositol hexakisphosphate kinase activity.
CUCGUUCCCACUAAAUCAACCUCUCUUCUUAAUGCCAUCAAAAAAGUUAAAAACCCCAGACAGAUGUGCGCGAAGCUGAGUGGACAUGUUCAUUCACUCACUGAACAGCUGAAGGAGAUGCUUAAUAGCAAUGCUCACAAACCACAAGAUCCUUUUCUGUAUCAUGAUGAGACACUAGAGUUGAUGACUCAUCGAUGGUAUAAACUAGACAAGGACUUUAAGCUGAAGAAUGGCACAUACGAUAUCAGCCUGAUACCAGAUAUAUAUGACAGUAUAAAAUAUGAUAUACAACACAACAGGUAUUGGGCAGUCUGAUACCAGAUAUAUAUGAUAGUAUAAA